CCGAUUCCGGAAGGGGCUGCAUAGUGGCGGUGGUGGCGGCGCCAGGUUCUCCGCGGUGACUAGUGUUGCUCUGCUGCCAGAGGGGUGGGCUACACGGCAGAGUCAUGGUCGAGGAGGUACAGAAACAUUCUGUACACACACUUGUGUUCAGGUCAUUGAAAAGGACCCAUGACAUGUUUGUAGCUGAUAAUGGAAAACCUGUGCCUUUGGAUGAAGAGAGUCACAAGCGAAAAAUGGCAAUCAAGCUUCAUAAUGAGUAUGGUCCUGUAUUGCAUAUGCCUACUUCAAAAGAAAAUCUUAAAGAGAAGGGCCCUCAGAAUGCACCGGAUUCAUAUGGUCAAAAACAGUAUCCUGCCAGUCAAGGACAAGAGGUUGAAUAUGUAGUUACAGGGACGCAUCCAUACCCACCAGGACCUGGGGUGGCUUUGACAGCAGAUACUAAAGUCCAAAGAAUGCCGAGUGAGUCUGCUGCACAGUCCUUAGCAGUGGCAUUACCUUCUCCGCAGGCCAGGAGUGAUACAAAUCGUACUGCACCUGGUGGGAAUGAAUACCGUGGGGCUUCGGAACGCUCACAGCCUGCAGGGGUGAAUUCGAUGGUUAUGGAGACUGGCAGUACCAAGAACUCUGCACUGAUGGCUAAAAAAGCCCCUACAAUGCCCAAACCCCAGUGGCACCCACCGUGGAAACUCUACAGGGUCAUCAGUGGGCAUCUUGGCUGGGUGCGAUGUAUCGCCGUGGAACCGGGAAAUCAGUGGUUCGUUACUGGAUCUGCUGACAGAACUAUAAAGAUCUGGGACCUGGCUAGUGGCAAGUUAAAACUGUCACUGACUGGACAUAUCAGUACAGUGCGGGGCGUGAUAGUAAGCACGAGGAGCCCAUACCUCUUCUCUUGUGGAGAAGACAAACAAGUGAAAUGCUGGGAUCUGGAAUAUAAUAAGGUCAUCAGACACUACCAUGGACAUCUAAGUGCGGUGUAUGGUUUGGAUUUGCAUCCAACAAUUGAUGUGCUGGUCACCUGUAGUCGAGACUCAACUGCACGGAUCUGGGAUGUGAGAACUAAAGCCAGUGUACACACAUUAUCUGGACAUACAAAUGCAGUUGCUACAGUGAGGUGUCAAGCUGCGGAACCACAAAUUAUCACUGGAAGCCAUGACACUACAAUACGAUUAUGGGAUUUGGUGGCCGGAAAAACAAGAGUGACUUUAACAAAUCAUAAAAAGUCAGUCAGGGCUGUGGUUUUACAUCCCCGACAUUACACAUUUGCAUCUGGUUCUCCGGAUAACAUAAAGCAGUGGAAAUUCCCUGAUGGAAGUUUCAUUCAGAAUCUUUCUGGUCAUAAUGCUAUCAUUAAUACAUUGACAGUAAAUUCCGAUGGAGUGCUUGUAUCUGGAGCUGACAAUGGCACCAUGCAUCUUUGGGAUUGGAGAACUGGCUACAAUUUUCAGAGAGUUCAUGCAGCUGUGCAGCCUGGGUCUUUGGACAGUGAAUCAGGAAUAUUUGCUUGUGCUUUUGACCAGUCUGAAAGUCGACUACUAACAGCUGAAGCUGAUAAAACCAUCAAAGUGUACAGAGAGGAUGAUACUGCGACAGAAGAAACUCAUCCAGUCAGCUGGAAACCAGAAAUUAUCAAAAGAAAGAGAUUUUAACGUGGCGAUGUCUCCAUGGUGGUUCUUCUUUUUUUUUUUUUUUUUUUUAAGCUUGCCAUUGAUGAAAUCCAGUCAUUUUGUGCUCUGGCUGGGAAUAUAAAGAGAAACUCAUUUCUGGAACUAUUGCUGCUUCAUAUUUUACAGUAAACUGUCCCCUGUGGCCCUUCCCCAUCCCAUGUUUUUUUAUUUCUAAAAUAAACAAUUUGUGACCUAGAAAGUAAGAUGCAAAUGUCACAUGUAUGCAGGUUUAUUGAACAGAACUAAAGACAGUAUUUUGACAGUUUUAUUAGAAAAUCCCCCUUUAAAAA
Molecule: messenger RNA, 1954 nt
Organism: Fukomys damarensis (Damara mole-rat)
Lineage: Eukaryota; Metazoa; Chordata; Mammalia; Rodentia; Bathyergidae
Gene: Plrg1
Product: pleiotropic regulator 1
Exons: 16
Coding region: 105-1646 (513 amino acids)
Biological process (GO): mRNA splicing, via spliceosome
Cellular component (GO): catalytic step 2 spliceosome; precatalytic spliceosome; Prp19 complex
Molecular function (GO): protein binding
Source: RefSeq, a predicted model, not a curated record